AUGACCCUGAGCUCGGAGAUGUCCGAGGCGUCGGCGCUGGCUGAGGAGACCGACAUCGAUGUGGUGGGCGAGGAGGACGACGAGGAGGACGACGAGGAGCCGCAGACCCGCCGUCGCCGCCGCUCCUACGCCGAGGACGAGGAGGAGGAGGAGGAGGAAGAGGACGAGGAGGAUGUGGGCGACCUCCACGACGCCGCCCUGCUGCCGCGAUCGUCCGUGCGCGGCGGAGGUGGCGGCGGCGGCGGCGGCGGGGCGGGCGGCGGGGACGGUGCCGGCGGCUCUCGGCCCCCCUCGCGGGGUGGCCCCCAGAAGGCGACGGCGAGCGGCGGCGGGGCGGGCGGCGGGGACGGUGCCGGCGGCUCUCGGCCCCCCUCGCGGGGUGGCCCCCAGAAGGCGACGGCGAGCGGCGGCGGGGCGGGCGGCGGCGGUGGGGCGGGCGGCGGCGGUAAGAACAGCUUGGUGAAGCCGCCCUACUCCUACAUCGCCCUCAUCACCAUGGCCAUCCUGCAGAGCCCCAAGAAGAGGCUGACGCUGAGUGAGAUCUGCGAGUUCAUCAGCGGGCGCUUCCCCUACUACCGAGAGAAGUUCCCCGCCUGGCAGAACAGCAUCCGCCACAACCUCUCCCUCAACGACUGCUUCGUCAAGAUUCCCCGGGAGCCCGGCAAUCCUGGCAAGGGCAACUACUGGACGCUGGACCCCGAAUCUGCCGACAUGUUCGACAACGGGAGCUUCCUGCGCCGCCGAAAGCGCUUCAAGCGGCAGCAGCUCCCGGCUCCUGAGCUUCUGCUGCGCGCCGUGGACCCCGCCGCCUUCCUCCCGCAGCCCCCGCCGCAGCCUCCGCAGCAGCCACCCUGCACCUACGGACCCUACGGCUGCGGCUACGGUCUCCAGCUCCAGCCCUACCACCCCCACUCCACUCUCUUCGCCUUCCACCACCCCUCCCCGCCGCCCCGCCAACCGCCCACCGCCCCUGGCAGCGCCCCCGGUGCGGCGCUGCCCCCCGCCGCCGCCGCGCCGCCGGGCCCCUUGCUGCCGGCGGCGGAGCUGGCACGGACGCCCUUCGGCUACGCGCACCCGCUGGGCACGGCGCUGGCGGCCUCGCUGCACUCUGCCAAGCCCGGCAGCGGCGCGGCGCUGGCCCGCUCGCCGUUCUCCAUCGAGAGCAUCAUCGGGGGGGGGCCCGGCCCCGGCGCGGGCAGCAGCUGCGCCUCGCAGUCGGCCGCGGCGCCGGGGCUGGCCCGCUCGCUGGGGAGCGCCGGGGGCGGUGUGCCCCCCGCCGCCGCCCUGCCCGCCGCCCCCGGCUUCGCGGCACGGAUCUCUAACUGUUAA
Messenger RNA from Lepidothrix coronata (blue-crowned manakin), 1329 nucleotides. It is a transcript of the gene FOXD1, whose product is annotated as forkhead box D1. Bases 1 to 1329 code for a protein of 442 amino acids. The transcript has a single exon. Lineage: Eukaryota; Metazoa; Chordata; Aves; Passeriformes; Pipridae. The record is from RefSeq and is a predicted model, not a curated record. Gene Ontology annotation, biological process: anatomical structure morphogenesis; regulation of transcription by RNA polymerase II; cell differentiation. Gene Ontology annotation, molecular function: DNA-binding transcription factor activity, RNA polymerase II-specific; RNA polymerase II cis-regulatory region sequence-specific DNA binding.